AAAAAAAAAAAAAAAUAUAUUACAAUUUUUAAUUUGCUUUAUAGUGCGUGUAGGUGUUUUCAUGAAAUUAUAGAAAGUUUUCUUUAAUAUGUAUCUUUGAUUUAAUUGCGUGUUGGAUAGAUGUAAAAAAAAAAAAUGAAAACAAAAACAAAAAACUAUUUCUCGCUUAAUACUUUUAUUGUUUAACUUAAUUCAAGAGUUUUUGAAUCUAGUUUAUCUCUGUAUAGGUAAGCGGGCGUGUGUACUUGCUCUUCUAUGUGUGUGUAUGCGUGUGUGUGUGUGUGUACGUGUGUGUGUGUGUGUAUGUGUAUGUGUGUGUGUGUUUCAAUCUAUGUGUGGGUUUACUGUUUACUAAUUUCAAGAUAAACUUAAUUUGUGCCGCUUUUGUUUGUCAUUCAUUCACAUAAUUGCUAGUUUUUUCUGUUUCAGUUUCCAAGUGUCAGAUUUUUUUUUUUUUUUUCAUGUACACUGCAUAUAUAUGCAAUUAAUUUUUAUUUUUAGUUUUCAACUAAAACUAAUUUGGUUUUGCUAGGUUGUUGUGCGUUCUCAUGUUUGCGAAACACGAAAUAACUAAACCAAACAACGAAUUUACAACUUUCAAGGUCAGCUGUACAGAGAGAUUUGGUUAUUUUUUCUUUACAUUGAUUUUUUAAUAAAUUCAUUCACCUGAAGUUUUUUUUUUUUUCAUCUUUUGAAAAUAAAAGCUUUAGAUUUAAAUGCUCUCCCACCCACUAGUAGCUAUUAGUUAUCUAACUGUUUCAAUGACUUAAGUUUGUACCCUCCACUGCAAGAUAACGUAUACUUACUUAAUACAUGUCUUACAAAAUUUAUUAUUACCUUCUACUCUUCAACAUUCAUUCUGAAUUAGUUGAAGCAAGAGCGCUAAUCUAUACGUUCGUUGUUGCACCUCUGAUCCUUGCAAAAGCCGAAAAGCAACAAGAAGGCUUAUAAAAUAUUAUCGGUGAUAAGUUGUAUCUUAUAGGUAUUAGUGAUCUAACUGUUUUAGAAAUUUAAGUAUUUACCCUUCACUGCAAGAUAACGUACACUAGUUUAAAACAUCUCGUACAACAUAUAAAAAUACUGUCUAGACUUCAAAAGACAUUCUGAAUUGAUUGAAGCAAGGGCGUACAUCUGUUCGUGUGAUGUUGGGCCCCUGAUCUCCGUAAACGAAAAAAACUUAAUCCAUGUUGACGUUGAUAGCUUGUAUCUUACCUAAAAUUCCUCAAGCAUCAACACCUAAGAGUAUGGUAAAAUUCAAAGCCAUGUCAAUCUGUCUGUCCAUCUUUCCGACCGUCUUCACAAAACAUUUUUGUAAUUAAUAUGAUUACAUUCUCUUAGAAAAUAGACUCUUGUUCCACCCACAAGCACCGUUGUAUUAAAUUGCUAAACAAAUCAAAGAAUAAAAGUUUGAAAGUAUUCUUAUCAACGAACCACAAAGAAACAAAUGGCAAAAAAAGGCUUAAGAGUUCAAUUAAAAGGUCAUUCUCAUCGCUCUAUUAGCAUGUUCACAGUCAAUAAAAAGCUUUGGGAUGCAAAACAUAUAACGCACAAAUAGGAGGGUAAGGAUACGAUCUGAGGUUAGUGUAGAUUGUGUGACUUGUUUAUGGGUGGAGCAAGACGUGCCGGAGGUGAGAUAUAAAAUAGCUCCAGUCAUUGACGAAAGUAGAAUUGAACUCUAACUCAAUACGUCAACUUUGACAUUUUGAAGGCUUAAUAUUUUCUAGACUACUUGAUAUAAUAAAAGUGGUUGAUUGCUAGCUAACCAGAAAGCAUGAAAGAAGAUGAGCUUACUUUUGUAUCUUUCUUUCGAUGCUUCUGUUUGUUAUUCUAUCCUAUAGUUUUUCUAUUUCUUUGUAUAUUCAACUUAAUUAUUUUUAUUAACAACUCUUUCAAUGCCAAGACACCGCAAUUCUUUUGUAUUUGUUUUUCAUCUUUACAUCUAACCGUUAUUUGGUAGUCAUGUCACACCUCUGCCUUCUUGAAUUCUUUUCCAUAAUUUCACUUCUCUAGAUCGUAUAAUUAUAGUUAUUUGUCGUUUCUUUUCAUCACAUUUGUAAUAAUUUCGUAAAGAAGGCCCAAGAAGGUAAAGAAUCGUCUUCUACUUUGCACGCAAAAAAAAAAAAAAAAUACUUGGAAAAAUCGUAAACAUUCAUUAAUCAAUCUAAAGUUUAGCUUUGUUCUCUCUUCAUUUAAUAUUUCUUUUUGAUUUUUCUUUUUCGUUAAGCUAUUCUUAUUACUUUACUUUGUUCAUUAUUGCUUUUUAAUUGUUACGCAGAAUAUUGUUCGCGUCAGAGAAAGACAAAGAAGAUUGAGUCAAAUAUUUUUGUUUUAUUAAUUUCCCUUCCAUUCGCCGCCUUACGUCAUCCAAAUAAUAAUUUAAAAAUACUUAUAUCUCAAUAGAGAUCUUCAAUUAUUGACAUUGCUGGCAUUGGACAUUAGCUGUAGGGUUAGCCUCAUCCAUUUUUCAAUUAGCACGAGCAAUAUGUUUAACAUAUGUUUAGCAUUAGCAUUAGUGCUAGCACUGGCAUCAACAAUGCUGUUUACGUUAACAAUAACAUUAGCAUUAGUGUGAAAACUAUUCUCAUCCAUUUUACACUUUUCCAGUUAGCAUUAGAUUUAGCAGUACGUGUAGCUUUAGUCGAAUUAUUAGUGUUGUCUUUAGCGUUAACAUUACUGUGUUGCCGUUUUCAUGCUCAUUAACAUAAGCGUAAGUUUUAUCAUUACCACGGGCAGUAAUAAAAGUCUAGUACUGUUUUUGUAGUUAACAUAAAUAUUAACAUUAGGCCUAGCAUUAACGCAAGCGCUAUUGCUAUCAUUAGCAUUUGGAUUAUCAUUAUCGAUUCAUCAUCCAUUUUUAAGUUAGCAUAAUGCAUUAGCGCUAGAAUUAUCAUUAUCCUCACUGUUACCCUUAAUAGUAAGUAGUAUCAAUAUUGCCGUUAGCGGUACGACUGACCGCAUUUAUUUUACAUUUAGAAGUAGUAUAAGCAUAAGUGCUAUCCCUAACAUCAGCGUGACUAUUGCCAUUCACACCGUUAUACCGUUAACUUUAGCAUUGGCUUAUGCAUUUUUAUUAAUAUUAGCAUUUGUACAAAUAUAAGAAUAAGUGCUUGUCACAAGCCCUUUGGCGUUAACAUCGCUUCAUUGUUAACGUCACUAGCAUUAACUUCCGCUUUCGGUUACCAUUAGCAUCACACGUCAUUGUGUUACCGUCAGCAUUGGAAUUAGCAGUUACAUUAACAUGAGGAUUAUUAAUAAACUUAGCAUUAUCAUUACAAUUAACCGAAGCAUUAUCACAAGCGUUAGUUAGCAUUAGUAUAAGUAAAAAAAAUUGCUUUGCCAUUAGUACAAACUUUAUGGUUAUCAUCAACAUUAGCAUUAGGUUGAGCAUUACUGUUAUUAUUACGAUUAAUGUUAUCAUUCUGCUUAACGAGAGAGAACCUUAGCAUUAUCAUUACAUUUAACGUAAGUACUACUAAUACAAUUACCGUUAGCAUUAUUAUAUGGAUUUCAUUAUUCCCGAACGAAACGAAAUGCUAAUCUUAUCUAAAGAUGGGCAUAGUAGAAUAUUUACUAAAAAUUAUCAGCAUUGAUAUGCACUUAUCGAUGACUGUUGCUAUACACGUCUCUCUGAACGUGAUUAAAUAAUUUUAAAACACUUAUCUUAAUUGAAAGUGACAAAACCACAACAAUUUUUAAAUAUUCAUUAGUCAAGUGAAAACCUCAAAAUGAAAAAUUCAUUAAAAUGGAAAACAGCAAAAAAAAAAAAAAACAAACAAACAAAAAAUGUGCACACUUUAAAUAAAGCGGAAUUACAAUUGGCUGAGGAUAUGAGUGAACUAAUAAAAAGAAGAAAAAAAAAUAAAUAAAAACCAACAACAAUACAUGUGAUAGAAGUUUAGAACGAAUUUAUGGGACUGGCGAUCUCAAGUAAUGGAAGAGUUUUACUGAAGAUAAAUAGAAUGUUUUCCUUGAGGAAAUUAAACUUUAAAGUGUUAAAUAAAAAGCGGUAAACCAUAAAAGCAAAUUCGUAGUGUAUGUAAGUGUUUACGUUUAGCUAUACGAGCGCACUUAAGCGUUGUGUACUUGCCAUGGUUGGCACCAUGGAUAUCAAAGAUAUAAAAGGCGCUAAAAUUACACAUACCGGUCUACUGAAGCACAAUGUCGAUGGCACAACCGAAACACAAAAGAUCACACAUGCCGGCCUAGUGGCACGUAGUCCAGAGGGCACUGCUGCCAAAGGUAUGAAUAUACGCGGCAACGAAGAUUUAUGGGUUGAAAUACAAGCCAACACAUUUCGCAAUUGGGUUAAUGAGCAUCUACGUGGCACCGGUAUGCAGGUUCACGAUUGGUCUAUCGAUUUCUGCGAUGGUACAUGUCUAUGCGCAUUGGUUGAAAGUCUUCAAACCAGACCGCUGAAACCUUCUUGGAAUCGUCGACCAGCCAAUCAACAUCAUUACUUGGAAAAUGCCACUACCGCCCUAAAUGCUAUUGAGGCUGAUCACAUUAAGCUCGUGAAUAUCGGCAACGUGGAUAUUGUCAACGGCAAUGUGAAAUUGAUAUUAGGUCUAAUUUGGUCGUUGAUUGUACGCUAUCAAAUCGGCCGUAGCAAAUUUCCACCACGUAAGCUGAUGCUAGCUUGGUUGCAAGCUGCUUUACCUGAAUGCAAAAUCACUAAUUUGACCACGGAUUGGAAUAGUGGUGUAUACUUGGGCGCCCUUUUGGAUUAUUGUAAACCUGGCCUUUAUCCCCAUUGGCGUUCCAUGGAUCCUAGUCAGAGUGUACGUAAUUGCACCAAUGCUAUGAAUUUGGCACAAAGCGAGUUCGGUGUACCAAAAGUACUUGAACCAGAGUAUUUGGCCUCCCCGUGGUUAGAUGAGCUAUCGGGUAUGACAUAUUUAUCAUAUUUUAUGAAACCUGGUGGCCCCGGCUACAAUGCCACCAUGAGAUGGGUUAACACACAAACAAGGGAAACAGUGAAAAAUUUUACGACGGAUUGGAAUGACGGACGCAUUUUAUGCGAAAUUAUUAAAGGUUUAGGAGGUCCAGCCCCAGCUCCUGAAAAACUUAGCACUGAUCCCUUCCAUUACGAGAACAAUGUACGUAAAGCCUUGGAUGCUGGUCUAAAAUUGGGAGUACAACCAGUGCUAUCAGCUAAGGAUAUGGCCAAUCCGGAAGUAGAGCACUUGGGCAUAAUGGCUUACGCGGCUCAUCUGCAAUGGGUUCCCCCUAGACCACCACUUUCGGACAUGAUAAACGUGUUAUUGGAAAGUACUUCAGGGAGGGUAGGGGAACAGACCCAUUUUCGCGUGGACAUACUUACCCGGGAAAUAAGCCUUAGCAGUGUUAAGGCUUUUAUAAUACCUCCUUCUGGUCACGCUCAACCGAUACGCCUGAAUGCUCACGGCGAGGGAGUGUACGUGCCCGAUAAGUAUGGCAUGCAUGAAAUCGUGGUAGAAAUCGGUGAUGACAGCUUGGGUGGACACUUCUUUCGUGUUUUACCACGUUUCGUUCAAGUUGCUCCCCCUGGUAUGGCUCCCUGCGCUUUGGGUAGUUUAGUUGAGGUUUUAGUCAAUGCCACUGGAGCUCCCAAAACAGAGGAUAUCCUGGUGACAGCCGUCUCACCUACAGGAAUUUCACACAAUUGUCCUCUCAAAAAAGUAGAAGAAGGUCAUAGUGCUAUUUUCAAACCGGAUGAAGCUGGUAUUUGGGAAAUAGCUAUCACUUAUCAGGGACGCCAUAUACAAGGUGGACCGUUCACCUGCUCCGUUUUUGACGCCUCUGGUGUAUCUGUGCACGGUUUAGAUGGGGCAAUGCCCUUACGUGCUCACUCUUUUGAAGUGGACGCACGCGGUGUUGGUGUAACCGGUGAACUACAUGUUGACAUUGUGCAUGAUAAACGUUCCCUGGUAUGCUCGGUGGAAAGAAUUGUUGACAAUAAAUUUCGAGUCACUUUUAUGCCUCGUCAAAAUGGCAAAUAUCGCGUUUACGUUUAUUUCAAUGGCUACGAUGUUAAAGGCUCGCCGUUUAUAAUGCGCGUGGGCACCAAGGGUAGAUCUGGCAAAACGCGUAGCAGUCCUCUGUAUGAAAAUAAACAUCGCUCGGACAGCCCUUCUAUGCAUUAUACAACAACAACAAGCUCACGUCACAAUGAUUACCGCAAUAUCGCCACAUCGUCACUCUCCCGCAGGGAUUUACUCAAUCAACAUAAUGCCAAUAACAGCACCGGUGCUGGGGUUACUGCAACAAGCAUUGGCACCACAGAACGUCAACGCUCAUACUCACCACAGUACUCACCCAAACAGGAUGCCACAGAUUAUCGCACUAGCUCCAGUUAUUACAAGAGGGAAAGCGAGGCAUUAUCAACACCGCCGCCGCCACCAACACAGCUACCGUUGCGUGAAUAUUAUAAUGACUCACCAUUACCACCACCACCACCACCGCCUGCAUCGUCAUCAUCGACUGUUAAAUAUUUGAACUCGAACGAUUUGUAUAUGCUUACCUCAACAAGACGUGAUUCGAAAAACUCCUCCAACGCAUCGUCAAUGAAUCGCGAUUACUAUUACGAUAAAGAGAAUGAACUGUACGGUGGCAAUAAGAGAUGUGAACGUGAUUUUAAAUUGGCGCCGCUAUCAAGAGAAGUAGAACAACAAAAACACUCACAGCAACAGCAACAGCAACAGCUACAGCGGCGGAGGCCUCCAUACGAGAAUGAAACACGAAACACAAUAAGAAGUUCAGCCAACACUACAACAACAUACACAACAGCUAGGCUGAACACCAUAGCAUCGAGUCCUACACACAAUAUAAGGUCCAGCGAAAUAAGAACCCAUAGCCCGUUGACAAUAAAAACGUCAAUACCGUACGAGAGCCCCGUGCGUAAUUUAAGUGCUAGUCCACGUCACAUGUCUGCCUCACCAGUGCAACGUUACUCGCCUAAUAGUGCUUAUAUAACUACAGCUACACAUCGCAUGAACAGUCCCAGCACUCUACAUAACAAGAAUGGUUACGAAUCACGUACAGUAGAGAAAUCUUCAACAUAUAAGUCGACCUCGAAUUAUGUUUCCGACUCAAAUAUAAGAGCGAGCCCUUCGUUAUAUACUACCGCUGAACGUUUGAGACGUACCGCUUCACCUGAACCGCGCGUUGAUCAUUCGUCCAAUGUUAGAGUAUCGUCUACGAAACCGGCUUCAGCCAGACGUGACAGUUGGGAUGUGAUCAAUAAAACGAAACAUUUAUUCUCACACAAUUCUUUGGAAUCGUUAGCCAAUAUGACCGAGAAUCAAUUAAAUACAGAUUUGAGUUAUAAUCGUCCCGAAGUCGAUCACGAAACGCAACGUAACACCCAAUAUAAUAAAUUUUCCUUAAACGAACAAAAAUUUCAAAGACCACGUCAGGAGUCUAAAGACACCUUAGAUGAUGUCGACCACUACAAACCCAGUGCCAUCACUGUUAAAUCACAUUCGAAUAAUACUUACACCGAUAAAUCUGGCGGCUAUACUCGUACUGUUAAAGAAUCAAGUCAACAAGUUCUUACCGAAAGCACUUCGUCUACUGGUGUCAAUGGUAAUUACGGUUAUAGCUCUCUGUCUCGCUUUCGUCCCAUUGACAAUAUAACGGGUAUUACUGGCGCUCGUGCUAUACGAGUUCAAGAUAUACCAAAUGGAGCGAUCGGUCGUCCGGUCGAAUUUGAAAUAGAUGGCUCCAAAGCUGGUUCUGGCAAUUUGGAAAUCUUGGUGAACGGUGGACGAGUUACUUCAUCAGUACGUUCACUAGGUGGCCAACGAUUCAUAGCUAGCUUUACUCCACAUGAACCGGGUAUUCAUACAGUUCAGAUUACAUUUAAUGGCGAAACAAUACCAGGUUCGCCCUGGCACGUUGAAAUCAUGUCCACGCCCGGUUUAACUGCGUUGGGCGAGUCUACGCGCCUAGUACCAGCUAAUACGCCGGCGGUUUUUGACAUACUGCCGCCUCCUGGACAAAGCCUUGCAAAAGGCGAGUGCGUGGCCACAGUUUUGGGUCCCAAUAAAUCCAAACUGAAUGCCAGAGUCACCCACGAGGCGGCAAACGGUGCCGCACGCAUCGAAUUCGUACCCACCGAAGUGGGUACGCAUAUAAUAGAAGCUUCAAUUAAUGGCGCCAAAAUAUCUGGAGGUCCUCUAAUAGCCAAAGUCUACGAUUCCAGCCUGAUUCAGGUAACCGAUGUUAAUGGCGGUGUAGUUGGCCAACCCUGUCAGUUUCGGGUAGAUGCCAGUGCUGCUGGCGAGGGCCAGUUGGAGAUAUCAAUAAACGAAGGUGAAGUACCGAAUCACGUGCAAGUGGUCGGCGGAGGACGCUGCUUGGUUUCCUUUACACCCGAACAGGCAAAACCUCACUUAAUUGACAUAAAAUUUAAUGGUGAGACAGUGCGCGGUUGUCCAUUUGUUUGUCAAGUGGCUGAUACUUCCCGUGUUAUGUUAAACUUAUCCAAUUUGGAGUUGAUAGCGGUAAAUAGACCGGCAUCUUUUCACAUUACGGUAAGCGGUGAUGGUGCUGCCGAGUUAGCGGUUAGUGUUAGAGGACCUCACGGCGAAUUACCGGUACGCGUUACCGGUGAUAUACACGCCGGCUUUACAGCUGAAUUUACGCCCAUCACUGUAGGCGGCCAUUCAAUCAAUGUCGAAUAUAAUGGCUUCCCGGUACAAGGUACGCCAUUUUUGGCUAAAUCUUAUGAUGCCACUAAAGUGGUGGUCGGUAGCGUAUCACGCGGCACCGUCGGACGUUCAGUGCAAUUCACCGUUGAUGCUGGCGAUGCUGGUGAAGGUAAUUUGGAGAUCACUAUUUCAGCUAAGGGUCAAAAUAUUCCGACCCAAGUGCAUCCGCAAGGCAGUGCCAAAUUCUCCGUUUCAUUUGUGCCUACCGAGGCCUGUGAGCACACCAUAAAUGUAUCGUUUAAUAAAAUGCCGGUACCCGGUUGUCCGAUAACGGUUAAUAUAAGUGGUGGCAUGUCCGGGCCUCAAGUAUCUUUAGGAGGUCCCGGGCCUGUUCACCAAUCGAAUUCAUUUGUUAUCAAUCACAACGGCGGCCGCUUAGAAGACAUUGAAGUUAAUGUUGAAGGACCCGCUGGACAAUCUGUGCCAGCACAGGUUCAUCAGUCGGCAGAGGGUGUCUUCAAAGCUGAGUUUGUGCCGCGUGUGGUAGGCGAACAUCGCGUACAUGUUACUGUUUGCGGUUUAGCCACUGCUGGUAGCCCCUAUGCAGCUAAGGUGUACGAUGUUAACGCCAUUAAAGUGAAAAACGUCAAUAACGGCACUGUUGGUAAACCAGUUACAUUUCUCGUCGAAACUUCACAAGCCGGUCCGGGCAAUCUGGAGGUUACUGUAAAUGGGGGUCGUGUACCCACCUCUGCCCAGGCUCAAGGUCAACACACAUAUGCAAUUAGUUUUACGCCACGUGAAGCUCACAAUCAUACAGUAGAGUUAAGAUUCAAUGGUCAAGAUGUGCCGGGUUCUCCUUUUACGUGUCGUGUCUCGGCUGCUGCUCGGAUACAAUCACCGGAGACCAUGGAUAAAGUCAGUGUAGGUCGCAUGUUUGAAUUUAUUGUAGAAUCAGACACCAAACCAACCGUAGAAGUAUUGGGACCCGCACGGCGCAGUGUUCCAGUUAAAAUUGAUGCUGUCGCCGUAGGUUACAAUAUAAAAUUUGAACCAGUUGAGGUGGGCGACCAUUCAGUAGAGGUGCGUUUGCCUGGCGGUGGUCAUGUCGAAAAUAGUCCUUUCCUUUUGAAAGCGUACUCAGCCGAAAAAGUUAUUGUCACUGAUAUCAGGCCUGGUGUUGUGGGCAAGAGCGUUAGCUUUGGCAUAAAUGCUAGCCAGGCGGGCGCUGGUAAUCUAGAAAUUAUAGUCGCUGUCAAUGGUAAAAAUGUACCCAAUUUUGUGCAGUCAGAAGGCAAUGCUCGUUUCAAAGUCAACUUUAAGCCUACCGAGGCGGCCCCACAUUCUUUAUCGGUACGUUUUAACGGUCAUCCAGUACCGGGUUCGCCUUUUACUUGUAGCAUUUCGCCAGCUCCCAUAAGUCUUCCAAGAGCCAUAGCCUCAGGAGAGGCUUUAAAGCAGGCUGCCGUCAGAGUUGAUAACUCUAUCGAUUUAGAUGGAUUCGAUGGUAUCGAACCCCAAGUUUUUGUUACUUCACCUACUGGCGAAAAUAUUCCCUGCCAUGUUCAAGGUCAAGGCGAUACUUUCUCUGCUACUUUUCGACCCACGAUUGUGGGUAGACAUUUAAUUAGUGUAACCGCGUCAGAUCAGCAUAUAAAUGGUUCGCCUUUUUCUUGCAAUGUAUUUGAUGUUUCUUGUGUUUCGAUUAGUGGACUAGAUCAACAAUAUGGUCCGGCCGCCUUAGGUGUACCGGUUACUUUCAGCGUAGACGCUGCCGGCGCCGGUGAAGGUACUUUGGAAUUGGUUGUUUCCACUGAUAGUAGUACCGUAAAAGCAGAAGUGGUGGCUUGCGCCCGUGGUCUCUACGAUGUUACUUUUAUACCCCAGACAACGGAACCACAUUAUGUUAAUAUAACUUUUAAUGAGAUGCCCGUAGAUGGUAGUCCUUUCCGUGUGGAUAUUCAACAAACCGCUCAAACUAUUCAGAUUGGCAGUUUGGCUAUGAUCGACUUUCCUUCAGAUGAUCAAGUUGCAGAAAUUAUUGGUCCUGAUCACAAGCCAGUACCAUACACUAUUAAUAGGCAAACAGCAGAAUUUCGCACUCAUAUUACUGGCAAUUAUAUAAUGCGUUUUAUAGACCGCGAAACAAGGCAACAUGUCGGUUCCCGAACGUUAACAGUAUUUGAUCCAUCUUUGGUUAAAAUAACUGAAGUGGGAGAAGCCUUCUGUCAUCGUCCGGCUAUCCUAUCGGUAUCUUUGAAUGAAGCGGGUCAAGGUGAACUUUCAGCUAUGGUAAAAUGUGGUGCUUCGGAGGUUCCUCACAAUAUUAGAGGUCCUUCCAAAAAUGGAAACUAUGAAAUUGUAUAUCAUCCAACGCGUGUAGCUCCUCACAAAAUCACUAUUUUGUUCAACGAUGUUCCUAUAUCCCUGAAACCUUUGGAAAUUAAUGUCUUCCCUCCUGGAGCAGGCAAGGAAAUCAAUGUAAGUGGCUUGGGUCUCUAUCAAGCCAGAGUGGGAAAAACUACUUCGUUUGCCAUCGACACAACUAAGAGGCCGGGUAGAGAAUUCGACGUAGUAGUCUCCGGACCUGGCGGUCAAGCGUUACCUGUAAGAUGUUAUCAAACUAAAAGUGGUCAUUUGCAAGCUGAAUUCACCAUCACAAAGCCGGGACAAUGUAUUAUUGAGGUGCUUCAUCAAUCAAAACCUUUACCGGGCAGUCCGUUUACUUGCGAAGCGUUUGAUACCAGCAAGGUCACAGUGCAAGGUGUUCCAAAGGGUCCGAUGGCAUUGCACAGUCCCAUAUCAUUCAUGGUACGUACGGAGAAUGCCGGUCUUGCUGAAAUGGAAGCUUUUUCUAUUUCACCUACUAAUCAAAAUGUGCCUGUCCAUGUUACUGAGCAAUCGGAAGGCAUUUACAGCGUGGAAUUCGUACCAACGCAACCGGGUACCUAUAAAUUGACCUUAAUGUACGGUGGUGAAACACUGCAGGGAUCUCCCUACAUCUUCACAGCAGCCACAUCUGGUGCGAGAAACGAUAGCCGCGCUGCUGGCAAUGGUUUGGAAGUUUGCCACCGCAACAAAGAAGCCUCCUUCAUAGUUUACUGUCCAGUGCCGCCCAACGUUCAGAUUGAACGCACUGAUGAGUUUGGCGAACGCAUCGAGCCGAAAAUUAAAUCCUUAGGAAACAAUGAAUGGCGUAUUUCUUAUACAAUUCUCACAGUAGGUCGCUAUGAAAUUAGGGCUAGCUGUCCGAGUAGAGGCAAUCUUCCUGGCUCCCCUUGGCACAUAUCGUGUGUAGAGUCUUCUAAAGUAACCCCAGUAGGAGGGUGGGGUACUUUAUUGGAUCACGAAGGACGUUUGAUUUUACCAGCACGCAUAGUUUUUGACGUGGAAAAUGCUGGCCCUGGAGAACUGAGUUGUACCAUAGAUGGCAUCGAAAUACCGGUAGAAACUCUUCCCGAUGGAAAAUUACGUUUAUACAUCAGCGGCGAUAAUUUGAGUGCUGGUGAACAUGAUUUAGACUUAACCUGGAGUAGUUUAACAGUUGUUCAAUGUCCGCGCAGUGCCUUUGUAACCGGGCAGCAAGCUGCUGAUCGGGUUAUGUUAACUGGACGAGGUUUGGCAGCCGCGCAAGCAGGAGAAGCAGCACAUUUUACUAUAGACGCCAGCGAUGCACCUGCAGGUAGACCUGAGGUAAUUUUAGUGCAUCAGGAUAACACAGCGGUGCCAGUUAGCUUAGCCCAACCCCGUCCAAACGAAGCUAUUUGGCUCGCCUCUUAUACACCGCAAAAAUCUUCUUCAGGACCUUUAACUCUAUCUGUAAAAUGGAAUGGACGUUUAAUUAAGGGAUGCCCACUCACUGUGGCAGUCGGCUCGUCAAUGGAUGCUUCAAAGGUCAUUUGCUCGGGCGAAGGUCUAAAACAUGGCAUAGUAGGUAAAGAUAUCAAAUCAUGGAUUGAUACUAGGAGAGCUGGUCCCGGAGAAUUAACAGCACAUUGCGCUGGCCCACGUAAGGUGGCUUAUUGCGAGCUUUACGAUCAUGGAGACGCUACCUUCACACUGAACAUUAAGCCGCAAGAGCCCGGACGUCAUCUGCUGACUAUAAAAUAUGGUGGUCAGAAUGUACCAGGUUCACCCUUUCCUCUUAAGGUGGCUGGAGCGCCAGACGCUAGCAAGGUAAGAGUGUACGGUCCAGGUAUUGAACAUGGUGUUCUAGCUACUUUCCAAUCACGAUUUAUAUGUGACACUCGAGGUGCUGGAGCUGGCCAGUUAACUGUAAGAGUUCGUGGCCCAAAAGGAGCGUUUAGGGUUGAAAUGCAACGUGAGUCUCAAAAGGAUCGUACUAUUUUGUGCAAGUACGAUCCGACCGAACCCGGUGACUAUCGUGUCGAAGUGAAGUGGGCUGGCGAAUUUGUACCAGGCUCACCUUUUCCCGUUAUGAUUUUUGAUACCGAAGAGGAGCUACGAAGAUUUUUGCAGGGCAUAUGAGGCCAAAGCAUUAGUACCAUAUUAUUGCCCAGUCCUGCUCUCAGCCCCGUAUUAGCCCACCAUCAACAACAAUUGCAACCAGAAGCAAUUAUGCCCCUUUUUAUGCAUCAUCAACAAUCGCAGUUAAGUCUUUCAUCACCCCUAUACGGUGUUCUGAGAAACAAUAGCUUACACAGUUGCCAGGCGCCUAGCCAACAAUACAUAAGCAAUACUGAGUUGUCGGGCAACCAAAGUUUGCGUGCUUGUUUAAGCCGGCGUUGUCGCAGAGAUUCCACAUGUUCGGUACUCUAAGUUAACAAAUAUGUUUAGCAUUUUUAUAUACAAAAUUUUUAACUAACAAUUAAUUGAUAAUGAAAUCGUCCAGAUAUGAAUGAAAAAAACCACAUAUGCUGACAUAUAUGAUAGUUUAAUUUAUAACUAUAAAUAACUUUAACAUAUUCAAUUAAUUUAUAACUUUUCGUGCUUUAAAAUAAUCUGAAAACUAUUAAAACUAUUUUCAAUCGA
Messenger RNA from Glossina fuscipes, 13622 nucleotides. It is a transcript of the gene jbug, whose product is annotated as filamin-B. Gene Ontology annotation, molecular function: actin filament binding. Bases 4089 to 13118 code for a protein of 3009 amino acids. NCBI's taxonomy places the organism in Eukaryota, Metazoa, Arthropoda, Insecta, Diptera, Glossinidae. The record is from RefSeq and is a predicted model, not a curated record. The transcript is spliced from 16 exons. Gene Ontology annotation, biological process: actin cytoskeleton organization.